Aethina tumida (small hive beetle) is the source of this 1913-nucleotide messenger RNA. It is a transcript of the gene MFS9, whose product is annotated as sialin. Gene Ontology annotation, molecular function: transmembrane transporter activity. Gene Ontology annotation, cellular component: plasma membrane. NCBI's taxonomy places the organism in Eukaryota, Metazoa, Arthropoda, Insecta, Coleoptera, Nitidulidae. The transcript is spliced from 8 exons. The record is from RefSeq and is a predicted model, not a curated record. The coding region runs from base 120 to 1580 and encodes 486 amino acids. Gene Ontology annotation, biological process: transmembrane transport; monoatomic anion transport.
GACAUGUAUCGAGUAAGAAAUACCUGAUAGUUCCUCGUGAAUGGAUCGCGGCCUAGAUGUAACACGACAGUGAUAGUGAUAGUGAUUAUUUCGCCAAUUUCUAAUCGAAGGCUGUGAUCAUGGGCAUCUCUGACGCCGAGAAUCCUAACGGAUUAAAUAAAGAACAAGAAGUCUUAAGUGAAGAAGAACAUUCAUCAUGGAAAUUUUGGAAAAAGAGAAGAUACAUAGUUGCAUUUCUAGCGUUUCUAGGUUUCUUCAAUGUCUAUGCAUUAAGAGUAAAUUUAAGUAUUGCCAUUGUGGCAAUGACAGAUAAAUCUGAUGGAAAGACACCAGAAUUCGACUGGGAUAGUAAAAUGCAGGGCUUGGUACUAAGUUCGUUCUUCUACGGAUACAUAACCACCCAAUUGGUAGGUGGUUAUGUGGCAGGUCGAAUUGGCGGUAAAAAAGUUUACGGAUGUGGAAUUGCUGUAACCGCAGUUUUAACAGUUCUGACACCAUGGAUGGCAAAAACCAGCAUCUAUCUUCUUAUUGCUGUCAGAAUCAUCGAGGGAAUUUUUGAAGGCGUUUCUUAUCCGUGUAUCCACGCUGUCUGGUCGAAAUGGGCUCCCCCUUUGGAAAGAAGUCGUCUUGCAACAAUAGCAUUUUCCGGAAGCUACGUUGGAACUGUUGUAGCUAUGCCAUCUUCCGCCUAUCUUUCUGAUGCUUUCGGUUGGCCGUCUAUAUUUUAUUGUUUCGGAACAAUUGCUAUAAUUUGGUUUUUGGUAUGGAUGGUUGUCGUAGCAGAAACCCCAGAAGAUGAUCCUCAUAUUAGUCCAGCCGAGUUGAAAUACAUCACAGAAUCUUUAAAGAAAAAUAGUAACAGCAAGACACCUAAAGUUCCUUGGCGAGAUAUUGUAACUUCUAUGCCUGUAUGGGCCAUAGUGUGCUCGCAUUUCAGUGAGAAUUGGGGAUUUUAUACGCUGCUAACUUUGUUACCCAAGUUUAUGAAAGAUGUUCUGAAAUUCGAGUUGGGAACAUCGGGCUUCAUGUCUGCUGUGCCAUAUCUUGCUAUGGCCAUUAUGAUUUCAAUUGCCGGCCACUUUGCCGAUUUGAUGCAAGUGAAGAAAAUCCUUACCACUACUCAGGUACGAAGGUAUUUCAAUUGCAGCGGUUUCAUCGCCCAAACGGUGUUUAUGUUGGGAGCUGCUUAUGCACAAUCGACUGCAGUUUGUAUGGUAUGUCUGACGUUGGCUGUCGGACUGGGAGCCUUUGCAUGGGCUGGCUUUAGUGUUAAUCACUUGGAUAUAGCUCCUCAAUUUGCUGGUUUAUUAAUGGGAUUCAGCAACACGUUUGCUACAUUACCAGGAAUUCUCAGCCCAAUUAUUGCAGGAUAUAUAGUGACCACACCAACUGCAGAAGAAUGGAGAAUAGUAUUUUUCAUUUCGAGUGGUGUCUACCUCUUUGGUAGUGUGUUUUAUUUUAUAUUUGUGUCAGGGGAACUUCAACCAUGGGCAAUGGAUGAGACACCUUCACAUCAAAAUCAAAUACCAAUAGAAAAUGGAUGUCAAAACAAAGCAUAUGUGCAAACUGAUGAACUUUAGUCAAACACACAUAAGUGCUCGAGAACAAAUAAUUGCUUAAUCCUAUUUUUCAAUAAUUUACUAUUGUUAACAAGUAUUACAAUUAUAUGUUUUAAUAUAAUUUUAUUACAUAUAUUAUAUCAUUUUAUAGUAUAACAUUUUCACCUAUUUUCAUUUGUAGCAUUUAUACAAGUUCUCUAUAUUAAUUAAUAUUUGACAAAAUAGUAUUAUAUUCUUAGUACAAAUUAUCAAUAAGUUAUCAAUAAAAAUUCUGUGGUAACUUAUUUAAAUUUCAGAAUUAAAAUAAAUUAUAAAAAAUAUAUAUGUACAAGAUAAAAUAUAAAUAAUAAAAAA